Messenger RNA from Chanos chanos (milkfish), 849 nucleotides. It is a transcript of the gene taf10, whose product is annotated as TAF10 RNA polymerase II, TATA box binding protein (TBP)-associated factor. Gene Ontology annotation, biological process: transcription initiation at RNA polymerase II promoter. The coding region runs from base 128 to 697 and encodes 189 amino acids. The record is from RefSeq and is a predicted model, not a curated record. Gene Ontology annotation, cellular component: transcription factor TFIID complex; nucleus; SAGA complex. The transcript is spliced from 6 exons. NCBI's taxonomy places the organism in Eukaryota, Metazoa, Chordata, Actinopteri, Gonorynchiformes, Chanidae. Gene Ontology annotation, molecular function: RNA polymerase II general transcription initiation factor activity; promoter-specific chromatin binding.
UAUCAUUGUUUGGAAGGAAGUCGCUCUACGAGAUAUUCCAGAAUCAGAAAUAUUUGUUUGAAGCAAUUGGAUAGAUAAACGCGAAAUCUUGCAGCUGAGCACGGGCUAGCUAACAUAGCUAGCAAACAUGAAUGUCGACACUCCACUGCCAGUCACAACUGGUGGAACAGCGUUAAAUUCAUCAACAUCAAGCAGCACCAGUAACUGCAUUACAAACAGCAAUUCUACAACCAACGUCAGUAGUAUUCCCUCUGUCGGGAGCAGCAAUGUCCCAACCUCAGCUGCCAUGGCGACGCCAACAUCUGACUCCUCAGUCUCUAAUGGAGUUUAUGUGCCCACUGGAAUAGCCAAUGGCGACGUGAAACCUGUCCUGUCCACCACACCGUUGGCUGACUUUCUGAUGCAGCUGGAAGAUUACACACCCACAAUCCCCGAUGCAGUCACAGGCUAUUACUUAAAUCGAGCUGGAUUUGAAGCCUCAGAUCCAAGAAUUAUUCGGCUCAUCUCCCUGGCGGCACAGAAGUUCAUUUCAGAUAUUGCAAAUGACGCCUUGCAGCAUUGUAAAAUGAAGGGAACAGCAUCUGGGAGCUCAAGAAAUAAGACCAAGGACAAGAAAUACACACUGACGAUGGAAGAUCUGACACCAGCCUUAGCAGAGUAUGGCAUCAAUGUAAAGAAACCCCAUUACUUUACAUGAGGACCUGGCUUUGAUUGAACUAAACUGCUUUAAACAUCAUGAAGUUCCUGCUAAUCACAUCUUAGACCCCAAACAUGCCCUUGGUUUUUCAAUAGAAAUGUCAUCUAUCCAUUAGGAUUUUUUUGCAUGCAUUUAAUUGUUUUGAUCAUAAU